CUCCCCGCCGCACCCAUCCGUCCCGAGGCACCCAGGGACCCAUGGCUGCCUCGGCGGUCCCGCGCGGGUGGCACUGGGGGGAGCCACGAGCGCUUGGCCGGGCGGUGAGGCUGCUGCAGCGCCUGGAAGAGCAAUGCGGGGACCCCCGGCUGGCCCUGGGGCCCCCCUCGCUGCGGGACCUGCUGCCCCGCACCGCACAGCUCCUGCGGGAGGUGGCCAGCGCCCGGCGGGCGGCCGGUGGGGACGGCCCAGAGGGUCCCGGUGGCGCCGGGGACUUCCUCAUCACCUACUUGGCCAACCUGGAAUCCAAGAGCAGACAGGUGGCAGGGCUGCUGCCGCCCCGAGGCAAGAGGGGUGCCAACGACGAGCUCUUCCGGGAGGGCUCCAGACUCAGGCGACAGCUGGCCAAGCUGGCCCUCAUCUUCAGCCACAUGCAUGCAGAGCUGAGCGCGCUGUUCCCCGGGGGGAAGUACUGCGGGCACGUGUACCAGCCCACCAAAGCCCAGGCCCACACCUUCUGGAGGGAGCGCUGCGGGGCCCGGUGUGUGCUGCCCUGGGCAGAGUUCCAGUCGCUCUUGUGCUCCUGCCACCCUGUGGAACCAGGCCCCAUGGCCCAGGCCUUGCGCUCCACCAUGGACCUCACCUGCAGUGGCCACGUGUCCGUCUUUGAGUUUGACAUCUUCACCAGGCUCUUCCAGCCCUGGCCGACCCUGCUUAAGAACUGGCAGCUCCUGGCAGUCAACCACCCGGGCUACAUGGCCUUCCUCACCUAUGACGAGGUCCAGGCGCGGCUGCAGGCCUGCAGGGACAAGCCAGGCAGCUACAUCUUCAGGCCCAGCUGUACUCGCCUGGGGCAGUGGGCCAUCGGGUACGUGAGCUCAGAUGGCAGCAUCCUGCAGACCAUCCCUUCCAAUAGACCCCUGUUCCAGGUGCUCCUGGAAGGACAAAAAGGUGGCAUCUACCUCUACCCCGAUGGGAAGAAGCACAACCCAGACCUGACAGAGCUCUGCCGCGCAGAACCCCACCAGCGCAUCCAUGUGUCGGAGGAGCAGCUGCAGCUGUACUGGGCCAUGAACUCCACCUUCGAGCUCUGCAAGAUCUGCGCCGAGAGGGACAAGGACGUGAGGAUCGAGCCGUGCGGCCACCUGCUCUGCAGCCACUGCCUGGCUGCGUGGCAGCACGCAGAGAGUCAGACCUGCCCCUUCUGCCGACGGGAGAUCAAGGGCCGAGAGGCUGUGAGCAUCUAUCAGUUCCAAGGGAGGGCCACCAUUGAGAACCCAGAGGACAGCAGUGACCAGGAGGACGGGGAGUUGGAGCAGGUGGCCCCCUCUGCUCCCCCACUGCCCCCUCGGCUAGAUCUGUCCUCAGGGAGACCCAGAAGUGAAGGCCAGUUGAAGGUGGCCCCUCUGCCUCUGCCCAGGCUCAGGCCUCCCCUUCCCUUGCCGAGAAUCAGGAAUGUGGCCUCAGCCCCUUGGGAUGUCACCUCCUGCCCCCAGACCACCGAGGGGGCCACAGAAAAUUUCUAAAGGGAAGCUCCUGCCCCCAGCCGCCCCUGUGGGACCCGCGGUCACACCCCACGCUGGAGGCCAGGUGAGCCCCAGACUCUCCAGGCUCCCUCCCCAGCUAGCCCCAUGCCCUCCGCCGGCUCUGCCCAGGGGAGUGAUCUCACGCCCGCGUCUCUCUACAUCACAGGGUGCCCAGAUGAGCUGCAGAAGGAGCCGCAGGGGUGGAUGGGGCUUGUGAGGCAGAAAUAAACUGUCAAGCCUGGUGGGUCCUCCCGUGUGUAAGGAGCAGGGCAGCGGCCACCAGGGGGCAGCUUGGCACUGGGAAAGGGCGUUCCCGGGGCCUGAUGCCCUCCUGGUCCACUCCAGAGGCUGGGCCCUGGCCCCAUCUACCCUCAGAGCUUCACAGGGAAUGGGGUCCCCAGCCUCUUCCGCCAGUUCCAGGAGUCCUGCCUCCCAAGCUGUCGGCAAACCAGACCCCUGCCUCCUCUGUCACCGCAAAAUCACCCCGGACUCAUCCCAGAACUGCGGCCCUGGUCAAAAAGAGCCCGUGAUUCCUUGGGAGCUAGUUGGGCUCCCAGGCUCGCCACGAUCUGCUCUUAUCGCUCGUUCUCCAUUCCCCGUGGGUCCUUCUGCCAGGCGAUGUGGCACCGGGAAAGCAUCUCCCAUCUCCUCACUAAUCCCAAGGGACCCAGCUCCCUCCCGUCAGGCUAACCCAGCCCCCACCCUGAGGGCAGGCCCUGUGCCAGGCCCUGGGCUGAGCAGCGGCCACUGCCCCCCCUGCAGCUCAGAGUCCAGUGGGGGAGAGAGACCUGGAGCCCAGGGUGGGCACGGCUGGGGUGGGGGACCCCAGGGCUGCAGGAGCGCACAGGGACGCCUGACCCAGCCUGGAAAAGCCAGGAAGGCUUCCAGGAGGAGACUCUGAGCCCAGACGACCAUGGCAAGGGGCUUGAAAUGUAUCACAGACUGAGUUCCAAGCAACAGAAGCCGCCUCUUGGGACAGAAAGGGAACCUAUUGAGAGGAUUCUGGGUCACUCACAGAAACCGGGAGUAAACAGGAGAGCCAGGAUUGGAAAAGGAGCAAGAAGACUGGCAGCCAGCCAGCACCGGCCACCAGCCACAGUCACCCCACAGAACCAGUCUGAUGAGGACACGCUGGUGCCCGAUGAGCACCGGACACUGCAGUCACCCCACUGCCCGAGCCGCCCUAGAAGCAGGACGGGCUGCCCCAUUCAUUAGCUGCGCUCAUCACAAAUCCUCUCCAACUUAAUGGCGCAGGAUGGCAACGGUUGCCUUAGUGCUGAGGGUGCUGGGCGGAUCCAGGGUGGGGCUCGGCUGAGUGGUUCCACCCUGGGAGUGGAUGCCAUCAAAUGGAGCCGUCCAUGGUUCCAGGCUGCCCUGCGCAGAGUGGUUGGAGGCUGGCCAGGGUCUCUGAAGUCUCCACACUUCCAAGAGUGGGCUCUGGACCUGCUGGCGUGGGCCCCCCCAGCACAGCUGCUCCAGGGAGUGCUUGGUGGGUUUCCUGUGAGGAAGGCCGGCCUCCACCUCCAUCCCUCUGCACCCAGGAUUCAACCAACUGUGCAUCCAACACAGACGUGACUUUUGGUACUGGGGAUUGAACCCAGAGGCAUUUUACCACUGAGCCACAUUCCCAGUCUUUUUUCAUUUUGAGACAGGGUCUCAUUAAGUUGCUCAGAGCAUCGCUAAACUGCUGAGCCUGGCUUUGAACUUGCAAUCCUCCUGCCUCCGCCUCCCAAGCCUCUGGGAUGACAGAUGUGCACCACCACACCUGGCAAGUCUGACCUCUUGAUGGGAGGUCCAGCUCUGUAGGUGACUGUCGCCAGCUGGCCAGGCUGGCGAGAUGAGCUGUAUUCAAAGGAGCUGACUAUAUCAGUAAUUAAGAAAACGGCGAAGAAACCAUGCAGCACAGGAACAUGAGUUUCUAAGGUCAAGGGCGGGACUGUUCAGUGACCCCAAGGGUCAGCUCCUCGCUGGGCAGUGCUAGAAAGAGAGCAUGUACCGGAUUCUUUUUAUUUUAGAGGGGGGACACACACAGCCUUCCAGAUCUGCAAGGAUUCAACCAAACUUGGAUCUAAAAUAUUCAGGGAAAAAAUUGCAUCUAUAGGGAGGUUGGAUGGAAUGUUCUUCACCAAAUAAGGCAGAGAAUGGGGUUUGGAA
Marmota monax (woodchuck) is the source of this 3680-nucleotide messenger RNA. It is a transcript of the gene Cblc, whose product is annotated as Cbl proto-oncogene C. The record is from RefSeq and is a predicted model, not a curated record. NCBI's taxonomy places the organism in Eukaryota, Metazoa, Chordata, Mammalia, Rodentia, Sciuridae. Bases 42 to 1526 code for a protein of 494 amino acids. Gene Ontology annotation, molecular function: ubiquitin protein ligase activity; calcium ion binding; phosphotyrosine residue binding. Gene Ontology annotation, biological process: negative regulation of epidermal growth factor-activated receptor activity; cell surface receptor signaling pathway. Gene Ontology annotation, cellular component: membrane raft; plasma membrane. The transcript is spliced from 11 exons.